CGUUGCGUCACGUAAAUUUCAAGAUAGAAGGAGAGAGAUAUUUGAAAAUGCAAGAGAGAAAAAAAAAAAGGAAAAUGGGAUCAGCAAAGUUUAA
Messenger RNA from Arctia plantaginis, 94 nucleotides. The record is from the annotation of a GenBank genome assembly. NCBI's taxonomy places the organism in Eukaryota, Metazoa, Arthropoda, Insecta, Lepidoptera, Erebidae.